GGCCCAACCGAGCACACACACCGCCCGGUCCCCGGUCCGUCCGUCAGACAGGCCAAGUCGAAAAGAUGGUGAGCAAGUCGCUCUUACUGCUGGCGGCCGUCGUGGCCGUGGCGUGGGCUGCCCCCGCCGAGGAGCCCAACCCCGCCAAGCCCCAGGACAACGGCUCCCUCAUCGAGGACGGCGUCGAGAAGGUGUACCGCUUCCUCCAGGAGUGCGGGGACAAGGACAUGUUCUUGUGCAUGAAGAUGCGCGCCCUCACCUACGUCGACCGCGCGGUCCGCAAGUCCGGCGACAUCUCCCUGGCUGACGGCGUCGCCCUGGUCCAGUCCAGCGAGGGUGCCCGCGAGCUGUCUGGCCGCGCCCUGAGCGAGGACGAGCUCGACAACUCUCUGCCCCAGGACGCCGCCGAGCGCGACUCCCAGGUCGAGACCCUCCUCGUCGACCGCGUCGCCCGAUUCCUCGAGUCCCGCACCCUGCAGCUGAAGGUCCCCGACAGCGCCAUCUCCGACAUCCGCCGCUCCCUCGAUGAGUCCCGUGGCAAGAAGAAGAAGCUGAAGAUGCUCCUGCCCCUCCUGCUGCUGCUCAAGCUGAAGGCCGCCGCCCUCAUCCCCCUGGCUCUCGGCGCCCUGGCCCUCCUUGCCUUCAAGGCCCUCAUCGUCGGCAAGCUCGCCCUCGUCCUCUCCGGCAUCAUCGCCCUCAAGAAGCUGCUGUCCCAGCAGAAGCACACCCAGAGCUACGAGGUGGUGGCCCACCCACACUACAGCCACAGCCACAGCGGCGGUGACGAGCACGGCGGCCACUACGCCCGCUCCCUCAAGGCCGAGCAGCCCGCCCAGGACCUCGCCUACAGUGCAUACAAGCAGGAGUAAGGUGCGCCUCCCUCCUGGCGCUGACGGCGUCCUCCACGCCGCCCGCGCCGUCCUCGCCUCUCUUCUCCGUGAGCAUUGUACCAUACACCGCGUCCGGCCGGCGCGGCCCCACCCCCUCACUCCCCCGCAGAGGGCCGCGGCGGCGGCGCCUUCCCCCACCAACGCUCACCAGCUAAUUUAUUGAACCCUCAUCGUGUACGUCGCGGACGUGCCGGGGCGGGCCGGUUCGGCCGCCUCGGUGCGGCCUCCCCCUAGGUCCCCUUCCCCCCUCCCCCAAAGAGACGAGUCUGUGUGUGUGCUGUACAUUUUGUUUUUAGAAUGACCGUCCGUUCCCGACCGCUGGAAGCAAGGACUGAUUAUUUGACACAAGAAAAGAGGGGCCGUGUUUUGAGAUCUCUUAGUGAGUCGGCCCGUGGCGGGCCUUUAGUCGCCUUUAGUGCGGUGUAGUGGUGUAGUUUCCUCCUUUCCGCUUGCUUUGCGACGCGUCCCCGCGCCGCGUCCCGGCCUCCUCGCUUGCCCCUUCGCGUGCUGCCAUUCCCGUAAUAAGACGAUGAGACUGAACUGACCUCUUUUACGGAUGCUACUAUUUUCCCCUCUUGUAUAUAGACGUAUACGACUCACGUGACGCCACGCAUCUGCGCCUGUCUGUCUCUUUCUUUCUCUCUCUUCCCCACUGACGACGACUCGACACCGUGAAAGACGUUCUACAACUUGCAUGAUGUCGGUACUGCAACUCCAUUGGCGACUCGUUUUUUACGACGUGCCGCGUCUCGUCUCUGGGAAUGGAGGAUAUAGCUUUAAAAAAAAAAUAACUUUCUCAGGGCUCCAUUUCCCAUGAGAGGCGACCGGUGCAGGACUCAACAACUUGAGACCCAGGACCAAAGAGACUGUCUAGCUGCCCCCCUCCCCCUUUCCAAGCUCCCUUCCCUGCUGGGCUAACCGCCUAGUCACACCAGAGCCUCGCCGUCCCGUAGGCCGUCGGGGUUUUGGGGUAAAUGCCCCAGCCAGCUUCCUUUUUAUUUCCCGUCAGACUUGACUCUCUCCCUCUCUCUCUUUCUCUCGCUGAUGACUCAGUUUGUGUGUCAAUCCCUUCUCUCUCUCGCGCUCGCUCCGAAACAGGUUUCCUUUCUCUUUCGCUCCUCUCCCGUGCCACGAGGAGAGGAGAUGGAAAGAAAAUAUAAAAAGUAAUUAAUGGUGCCUGUAUCGACAGCGGCCGGCCCGCUGACCCAGUAGCAGCAUUCUCGCUGCUGCAUCCUGCUUGCAGGGCGUGCCCAGGGCGUGCCCAGGCAGUGCCCGGGCAGUGCCCGGGUAGUGCCCGGGGAGUGCCUCACGGCCGCACCUUGAACCUUCGACGCCCACCCGCAUCCUAGACUAGUUUGGUCGUCGCCUGGGAGUGGUCCUUAUUCGAGAAAGAUGGAAAAAACUGGUCUCUCUUGUCCUCGUAGAAAGUAAUAUGUGCUUCCAGCAGGUCAUUGUGUUACUGGACGGACUCUCCUUGUCGUGAGAGGUGCCAUGCACUUUAAUUUAAAAAUGAAAAUGUGAAACUAAAUUAUUUCCAAACAAUUCUUUGUAAAUAAUUUAUAAUAAUAUAUUGAGUCUCCUUAAUUUAUGAAAGAACCUGACUAAGUUAUUGUUGUUUUUGUUUUGUAUUUAUCGGACGCGACCAACCUCGCGAUCUGGUCUCCAAUAAAAAACGAAUGUUGUGAAAA
Thrips palmi is the source of this 2578-nucleotide messenger RNA. RefSeq lists its product as uncharacterized. Bases 66 to 869 code for a protein of 267 amino acids. The record is from RefSeq and is a predicted model, not a curated record. The transcript has 3 exons. Lineage: Eukaryota; Metazoa; Arthropoda; Insecta; Thysanoptera; Thripidae.